Molecule: messenger RNA, 1736 nt
Organism: Bufo bufo (common toad)
Lineage: Eukaryota; Metazoa; Chordata; Amphibia; Anura; Bufonidae
Product: centrin-2
Exons: 5
Coding region: 96-614 (172 amino acids)
Biological process (GO): mitotic cell cycle; nucleotide-excision repair; centriole replication
Cellular component (GO): centriole; centrosome
Molecular function (GO): calcium ion binding
Source: RefSeq, a predicted model, not a curated record
AUUGGUCGUAAUUCUGUGUCCCGUGCAAAUGAUUGGAGCAGGCGGUUGGGCCGUGUAGCAGGAGAGGUACUGGUUCUGUAGUGCUGCAGUCCGCUAUGGCAUCUAACUACAAGAAGUCGUCAAUAGGAUCCGCCACUCAGAGGAAAAAGGCCUGUCCAAAGCCUGAGCUCACCGAGGAGCAGAAGCAGGAGAUCCGAGAGGCCUUCGAUCUUUUCGAUACUGAUGGAAGUGGAACCAUAGACGUAAAGGAGCUGAAGGUUGCCAUGAGAGCGCUAGGGUUUGAGCCCAAGAAGGAGGAAAUUAAGAAGAUGAUUUCAGAUAUUGAUAAAGAGGGAACAGGAAAAAUCAGCUUCACUGACUUUCUUUCAGCAAUGACGCAGAAGAUGGCUGAAAAAGAUUCCAAAGAAGAAAUCAUGAAGGCCUUCCGCUUAUUUGAUGACGACGAAACGGGAAAAAUAUCUUUUAAGAAUCUGAAACGAGUAGCAAAAGAGCUUGGUGAAAAUCUCACAGAUGAGGAGCUGCAGGAGAUGAUCGAUGAAGCUGACAGGGAUGGAGACGGGGAAGUGAAUGAGCAGGAGUUUCUUAGAAUAAUGAAGAAGACCAGCCUGUACUGAAUGUGCCUCUGGGAUCUGCCCCAGUGCUCCUCGGCUUCUCUGCUUAAGGAACUGAUCAAGAUCACAACCCUUGAAAGCACAACUGUGUCAUUGACCAUCUUCUUCUUGACCAGUUCUAAGUUGUGGAGAUGGCUUAAGAAACCCUGCAAUGUGCCAACCAAACAAUUUUAGGGAACUGUUUGAUUUUACUUUGUGCCUAUAUUGUGUCUCUGGUAAUGCAGGGGAGGCGAAAUAUUGUGAAAUGUGUCCAGCGUUUGGUGACAUUGACCAGUCAAAGAGAAACUGACGAUGUUGUCUAGGUUUUAUUACAAAUUGUCCAACCAAAUAUUCAGUAUAAUGUGUUUAUAAUGUGUGUUGUGUGUGUGUAUAUAUAGAAUAUAUAUAUAUAUAUAUAUAUAUAUUGUGUUUGUAUACCAUAUGUAGGCAGAAAAUAUAUUAUAAAAUUCUUCUACCAUCCUUAGAAAAGCAUACAGAUGUCAUACUUGCAUCUUCUUCAAUGGGAAAUUCAAUACCUUGUCACUUUGAUUGGGGUAAGGCCACUGGGACCCACCAUCAUUGAUCUUGAGGACCAGCGUGCCCAGUACAUCUUUCCUAGUUCAGAGCUGGCUUUGCAAACAUGUUCAGCGUCCAAGUCUAAGGUACCUACUGUCAUGUGAGGGUACUGUGGUACCACCAGACAUUUGUAGCAUAUCCAAUCAAUGAACUACUUCUAUGUGAUGUGAUUCUUCAGUGAGCAUGCAGUGAGAAGACGAAUCUGUGAAUUGAAGAGGAAGUGGAAAAAGGAUAGGAUAUAUUACAACGUUUCUUACAAUCACCUGUAAAAAAAAAUUAAACCAGCCUUCUGCUUUUUUUUUUUUUUUUUUACUGUGUUUUACUUUUAAGGUUACAUUAUGCUGAUAAUUAACCCCUCUUAAAUGGAUAUUCCAGUUGUCGCUUAAUGAUUUUUGUACUGAAGCCUCUGUAUUUUAAUGCGUGUCUUACAUUUUCCGCAUUCGUAUGCACUGCCAGAGUGGAGAACAUCUAUUGAGCACAUUUAAGAAAAUUCAACCAUUAAAAGUGUAUUUUAUAUAUUUAUAUUUGAUGAAAUGCCUCCUGUGCUAAAUAAAUGUACAUCAUCUGUCA